AACAUAAGAAAACGAAAAGAACUCCCACUGUUAUCAGACUGACGUCACGAAAAUGUGUGUUGUUUUCGUAGCCACGUUUGCUAAUUUCUCGUGUGUUUCUUCGAGAAGUUGGAAGUAUAAAAUAAGACUGCGAAAUGCCUGCCCCUUCAAGUGCAACAUCAGUUGGUGCUGGUAGUAGAUCGCCAAAAUCAAUGGCACCCCGAGCUGGCUCUGGGUCUACUGUAAAACAAAGGAAAACUGGUGGUGCGAGUGCCAGCAGCAGAACUAGAACAUCUGGUGCAAACAGUGGUGGAAUGUGGAGGUUUUAUACUGAUGAUUCACCAGGAAUUAAAGUUGGUCCUGUACCUGUUUUGGUCAUGAGCUUGCUGUUCAUUGCAUCUGUUUUUAUGCUUCAUAUAUGGGGAAAAUAUACAAGAGCAUAAGAAGCUGGAAGAAAUUUUAUACUGAAUGUUCAUCACAAUCCAAUAAAUUUCAUUCCAAGGACUGUGUUCAUAAAAAAAUGCAUUAUGCUGCUGUCUUGUUAUUGUGACCAUUCAAUAAAGCAUUAAAAGUUUCUAUUAUUUUUCGUCUUUACAAUUUGGUUAAAAUUUAUUAUUUUUAUGAAAAUGUAAAAAUAUCAUUUGAGCAUGGCAAUUUUUGCAUGAGUAUCAUGAAUUACUGAAGUUAAAAAAGAGUCUAUAGCAUUCUUAGACAAGCUAUUGUAAAUCCCCCAUUGCUCUACACAAUGAAGAUAUGGCUUUGGGUUCAUUAAAUUGUAAUAAGAAACCACAAAUAUAUAUGUUUUAACUUAAAUAAAGUUUAUUAUUCUGUA
Stegodyphus dumicola is the source of this 811-nucleotide messenger RNA. RefSeq names its product Sec61 translocon subunit beta (gene Sec61beta). NCBI's taxonomy places the organism in Eukaryota, Metazoa, Arthropoda, Arachnida, Araneae, Eresidae. Gene Ontology annotation, biological process: intracellular protein transport. Gene Ontology annotation, cellular component: Sec61 translocon complex. The record is from RefSeq and is a predicted model, not a curated record.